AUGGCAUUCCUUCAGCUCCUGUCCUGCCUGGCCUUCGUGGCUGCUGUCUCAGGCUGUAGUGUUCCUGCCAUUGAGCCUCUCUUGAAUAAUAUGCUCAGGAUUGCCAAUGGUAAAGAAGCUGUUCCUGGUUCUUGGCCCUGGCAAGUCUCUCUGCAGGAGAGUACUGGUGCCCACUUCUGUGGGGGCACCCUCAUCAGUAACAAAUGGGUGGUCACAGCUGCUCAUUGCAAUGUCAGGAGAACAGACAAGGUGGUUGCUGGAAGGCAUGACCUGAUGUCUCAUAGAGAAAGGAUCCAAGUUCUGUGGAUUGCCAAGGUCUUCAGGAACAAAAAUUAUGACAAGAACACUCUUAGCAAUGACAUUACUCUGUUGAAACCGGCCUCACCUGUCUGCUUCCGGAAAAAUGUGUCCCCUGUCUGCCUGCCCAGUGCCAAUGAUGACUUCCCUGAAGGCACUUCCUGUGUUACAACUGGCUGGGGCAAGACCAGGUACAAUGCCCCCAGUCUCCCAAACAUCCUGCAACAGGCAGAGCUGCCCCUGUUGUCCAAUACUAAAUGUAAGACAUUCUGGGGGAACAAGGUCAAGUACAGCAUGAUCUGUGCUAGAGCCAAUGUCAUUUCUCCCUGCAUGGGUGACUCUGGUGGACCCCUGGUCUGCAAGAAAAAUGGCACCUGGACCCUGGUUGGUAUUGCAUCCUGGGCAUGUGCUCAGUGUCUUACCUACACCCCUGUUGCCUAUGCCUAAGUCACCAAGCUCAUCCCCUUUAUCAAGGAAACCUUGGCCAACAACUGAGCAGUUUCCUGCCCAAGAAAGCUGGUACUUUUAACUCUCCCCAUCC
Antechinus flavipes (yellow-footed antechinus) is the source of this 838-nucleotide messenger RNA. Its product is annotated as chymotrypsinogen B2-like. Lineage: Eukaryota; Metazoa; Chordata; Mammalia; Dasyuromorphia; Dasyuridae. Bases 1 to 744 code for a protein of 247 amino acids. Gene Ontology annotation, molecular function: serine-type endopeptidase activity. The transcript is spliced from 7 exons. The record is from RefSeq and is a predicted model, not a curated record. Gene Ontology annotation, biological process: proteolysis.